AUGGUUUCCUUGAGGGUUGUGAAGGAAGAUUGGUUGAGCGAUGAGGCGGUGCUUGUGCAGGAGAGGUUGUUGUUUCGUGUGGCGGAGAUGUGGGUUGGCGUGCUUCGCGCCGGUAUGUUGAGGCUGACGUGUGGAACGCGCGCGAAUGAUGUGCGUUUGAUGGCCGGGGCCGAGUUGCAGGGUUGUCGUGACAGGCCGAAAACGUCGUCUGUGGAGGGGACGCACGUGUGUGGAGUGGGUGCGGCGGUGCCACAGGAGGAAGCUUUUGGCCGGUGUGCGAUGCGUGAUGCGUUGCUUGCGGCAUCGGGCAGUUUUUGGAGCGCGUUGGAGCUUCGACGAUUGCACGCAGGGAGGCUGCGGCGGCUGCGUGCUUCACGGACUCCUAGCGCGAUGGGGGUCUGCCACUUCGCAGGUCCUAAUGGGAGGGAGGAGGCGUACGCAGCCAGGCGGGGGAAUGUCGCGCUCCUUGCCGCUGUCGAGGAGUGCCAGCUGCGCCUGCGUGAGUGGCGACAAGGACGACGGAAAGGAGAACAACAGCAAUCAAACUUGUUGUUGGUGCCGUCUUGUACUCUUUUGAAGAAGGACGAUAGCAGCGCGGUUGGUGGCGUUGCUUCGUUUCUUGCCCGCUGUAGUUUUGCGGAGGCAAGGCGAAAUCGCCUGCGUCGCGAGGUAAAGGAGUUGUCAGAGGCCUGUGAUCGCGAACGUGCCGUGCAUGCGUCUCUUUUAACUGAAUCGCGUCGUAUCUCUUCUCUGGCAGAGCGGGUCUUUUGCAAGCGCCAUCUGCUCAUGUCAGAGAGUGAAGUGACGACGGACCUAGCGCAGGAGGAGCGUGCAAACGCCAGCGUCACCCUAACGAUGCAGGCGGUGCUGUCGCUGCAAACUGGCGUCUCUCGCACGCUAUGA
This is a messenger RNA of Trypanosoma conorhini, 903 nucleotides long. RefSeq lists its product as uncharacterized. Lineage: Eukaryota; Euglenozoa; Kinetoplastea; Trypanosomatida; Trypanosomatidae. The record is from RefSeq and is a predicted model, not a curated record. Bases 1 to 903 code for a protein of 300 amino acids. The transcript has a single exon.